Knipowitschia caucasica is the source of this 291-nucleotide messenger RNA. NCBI's taxonomy places the organism in Eukaryota, Metazoa, Chordata, Actinopteri, Gobiiformes, Gobiidae. The record is from the annotation of a GenBank genome assembly.
AUGGGGCCCACACACAGGCGCCACAGUCGCAGCAGUAUCCCAGGACCUCUGCAGGGAGAUGGUCAGAAUGUGGCCUCCAUCCUGGAGCUGGUUCACCAUCUCAUCUAUGAAGAGGAGGAAGAGGAGCGCGCACACACACAGGGCCUGGCGGUGGGGGAGCAGGCCCACAUGGCUCUGCUGGGGCACAGUCUGGCUGCCUACAUCUCAGUCCUGCCCCGGGACAGAGUGCGCAGCAUUUCCACCCGCGUCCUCUCAGACUGCACUCUGUGGUUGUGCCGGCUCUUCAGGUGA